CUUCGGUGCGGAGGAGAGAGGAUGUGGCUCUGCUGACAUCUGCAAGCCAGAGGUUUGACUGGAGAGACGACCGCAGCCCGGCUGACAGACGACGAGGAAACCCCGCGACAUGUAACCCCGGCACGAAGACGCUCGCAUCCUACAGGCCAGCUGGGACUCCGCCAGUCAUAGUGCCCCCUUUGUGCUGACCAUCAUGAGGGGGCGCUACUCCCGAAAAGUGGGCUUGCUGGCCAAGGCCGGCUUCUUGGUGUGGCUGCUGUGGCUGGGUUAUCUCUUACUGGCGCGCUCCUCUUACCCUUCCCCAUCCGGUGCGGAAGAAAGCGACGGGAAGCGCGGCGCGCCGGCGCGAGGGCCGCCCGAGGGGGAGAGCGGGAUCGACGGGCAGCUGGCUCGGCCCCUCUACGUCAAGCCGCCGGCGGACAACAACGCGCCGGGGGAGUGGGGUCGAGCCACACACCUCAACCUCAACUCCGAGGAGAAGAAACUGGAGAAGGAGAGCAUUGAGCGCUAUGCCAUCAACAUCUACGUCAGCGACAAGAUCUCCCUCGAACGGCACAUUCAGGACCACAGGUUGAACGAAUGCCGGAGUAAAAAAUUCGACUACCGCCGUUUACCCACCACCUCCGUGAUCAUCGCCUUCUACAACGAGGCCUGGUCCACCCUGCUGAGGACCAUCCACAGCGUGCUGGGGACCACGCCCGCCGUCCUCCUCAAGGAGAUCAUCCUCAUCGACGACUACAGUGACCGAGAAUACCUGAAGAGUAAGCUCCCUGCCUACAUCAGUAACCUGCAGCGGGUGCGACUCAUCCGCACCAAGAGAAGGGAGGGCUUGGUCCGGGCGCGUCUCAUUGGCGCCACCUACGCUACCGGGGAUGUACUGACCUUUCUUGACUGCCACUGUGAGUGUGUCCCCGGCUGGAUCGAGCCUCUGCUGGAAAGGAUUGGCGAGAACGCGAGUGCCAUCGUGUGCCCCGUCAUCGAUACCAUUGACUGGAACACCUUCGAGUAUUACAUGCAGUCAGAGGAGCCGAUGAUCGGAGGGUUUGACUGGAGACUGACCUUUCAGUGGCACGCCGUCCCUGAAGUGGAACGCAAGAGGCGACGGUCUCGCAGUGACCCCAUCAGAUCUCCCACGAUGGCCGGUGGAUUAUUUGCUGUGAGCAAGGCCUACUUCGAGUACCUUGGCACGUACGACACCGGCAUGGAGGUGUGGGGAGGAGAAAACCUGGAGCUCUCCUUCAGGGUGUGGCAGUGUGGUGGCAGUCUGGAGAUCCAUCCCUGCUCUCACGUCGGCCACGUCUUCCCUAAAAAGGCGCCUUAUGCACGGCCCAACUUCCUCCAGAAUACUGUGAGGGCCGCAGAGGUUUGGAUGGACUCCUAUAAACAACACUUCUACAACAGGAACCCCCCCGCCAAGAAGGAGAACCACGGAGAUAUUUCAGAGCGGAAGCUGCUGAGGGAGAGGCUAAAAUGCCAAAGUUUCGACUGGUAUCUGAAAAACAUCUACCCUGAACUCCACGUGCCAGAGGACAGGGCAGGGUGGCACGGGGCUGUGCGUAGCUCCGGGAUGCGUUCGGAGUGCCUUGACUACAACGCUCCAGACCACAAUCCCACAGGGACGCACCUCUCCGUGUUUGGCUGCCACGGCCAGGGAGGCAACCAGUACUUUGAAUACACAUCUCAGAAGGAGUUCCGCUUCAAUUCUGUGACCGAGCUGUGUGCCGAGGUGCUCGACGGAAAGACGUCCAUUGGGAUGAGGCUCUGCCCUCGUGACGGAGAGCCGAGGCCUCCCAGCAUCCUCUGGGAGUUCAGAGAGGACGGGACCAUCCACCAUCCUCACUCGGGCAUGUGCGUGACAGUGUACCGCACGGCGGAGGGCCGCGGAGACGUGCAGAUGAAGCAGUGCGCCCCGGGAGACAAAACCCAGCAGUGGAAGUUUGAGUGGUAGCAGGAGGAAUAACGGAGUUAUCUGGGGACCUUAAAUGAUCAGAGUGCAAUUAUUUAGGCUGAGGUCUUUCCCGCUGUUCUCGAUUCUCUCGCUCUCCAGGUCAGGACUUCGUUUGAAUUGGAGGGACAAGCGAAAAGUCACUUGCCGAUGAUUUCCCCACUUCAGUGCCUUUUCUAUCCAUUUAAAUAGCCGCAUCGGUGCAGACUGGAGAGGUUUGGGCCUAUUUAAGGAGAUCGACUGAUUUUUAAAAGUUUUUGUUGUGCUUUCAUCCAAGUGCCUUUGCAACCAAAAUGGAAAACACUGCCCACCCGGCCUGUCACUGCUGUUGCGCAUUUUUUGCAACAUUUGAAUGCAGUGAAACUGGUUUUACUGUCCCCCCACAUGCACAAGUGCCUUCAAAGACAUUUAAGACAAUUUGCAUGGAAACAGGCUGCGAAGUCCUGUUGCACUACAGAAAGCUACCACGUUGUGCACUUAAUUUUAAUUAUUAUUGUGAAAUCCUUGUGUUUGUUUACUUUUUAGAAAAAAAAGAAGCGUAAAGUGGACUGCUGCUGAAGGAUGUGCCAGGACUGUAAGGUCACCAGCUAUGUGCCCAAAUCCAGCCAGUCCUGGACAUGUUGUAUCAUGUGGGAGGAAACAUGGGGAGAGAAUGCUGUGGUCAUACUACACUGCUCUUUUAUCGUGUUUCUGGUUCGUGGAGCCAGUCUCACUGAAGAAUACUGCCUGAGCAAGACUUGAAGAAAUCAUUAAGCAUUUGAACUAAGUGCAUUUUGCCCUAGAGGGCCUUGUGAGUUGACAGGAGUACUGUAAUCUGUUCCUCCCUGUUUUGUAAAGUUAAGAAUACCCUCCAAACCCGUCUGUCACUUUGCCUUCGAAAACUUGUCAUCCAAAAAAGGCUUGUGUGUGCCAAAAUAAAACAUGCCAGUGGGUUUUUUUUUUGAACCCAUUUAAGCAUUUAAUAUGCUAAAAACUAAACCAGCAGCAGCAUCUUUGCAAACUUGAUUUUGUUCAGUCAUAAAAAGCCUUUAAGGGAGUGAUGAUGUGCCACUGUCUCGUUCAGACGCCCGUGUGUAAACUGUACUUGAAACUGAAGAACCGACUGACGCAUCCACGAUGUUUCAAGCACAAAGAGAUGCCGUGUAACAUGAACUGUUUGGGAACAGCAGCUUUAUUUGUCAAAGACUGGUUUUCACAGAGCAGUGUUCAGUCUACCGUCCUUUGAAUUCGUGGAUAUGAGAUAUUCAGACGUAUCAUUGGACACAUUAGGUAAGCUUGUACGAUCACUCCUGUUUUGUAUUAAAAUUGUAAAUAUUGUUUGGCUCAAAGGACCAAAGGGUGCAGGGCUCAUUAAAUACACCUGUAAAACUACUGACAAUGCAAAAGGGAUGUUGAUUACGUGAUAUGAAAACAUGUAUAAUGAAUGCAUUUUCUAAAUUAAAUCUGUUGAAAUGAUUGGGGUAAAAAUAAAAAUAAACU
Salarias fasciatus (jewelled blenny) is the source of this 3424-nucleotide messenger RNA. It is a transcript of the gene galnt4, whose product is annotated as POC1 centriolar protein homolog B (Chlamydomonas), like. Gene Ontology annotation, cellular component: Golgi apparatus. Gene Ontology annotation, molecular function: polypeptide N-acetylgalactosaminyltransferase activity. Gene Ontology annotation, biological process: protein O-linked glycosylation. The transcript has 11 exons. Lineage: Eukaryota; Metazoa; Chordata; Actinopteri; Blenniiformes; Blenniidae. The record is from RefSeq and is a predicted model, not a curated record. Bases 194 to 1948 code for a protein of 584 amino acids.